CAUGUGCAGAGUGACCUAGUUUUCCAAGGAGGGAAAAUGGCCCUGCGUGUUUUGAAGCUCAGCUUCGGAAAGUUGCGACUUUUUGAAAGUUCUUCUGUUUGUUAUGCAAGGAGCAUCCACUACACACCAGUAGCAUGUGCCAGUCAAGAAAAAAUAGUUCCACCUAAAAAGCCCCCAUCUAGUUUUUUAAGUUUCUUAAAUGCCAAGAGGUCCGAUAUCAAAAAUGAGAAUCCAGACAUCAAAAACACUGAACUUUCAAAAAUUGCUGGUGCAAUGUGGAAAUCAUUGAAUACAGAUGAGAAAGCGAUGUAUGUUAAUGCAGCUAAAAAGGAGCUUGAUAAGUACCAUGAAAAGUAUGAGGCCUUCAUACAGAGUCUGUCUCCAGAGCAAAGAGAGAUGUUGGGAGAGCAAGGCAGAACCAGAAAACAGAAACUGGAAAGAAGGAGAACAAAGGCUAUGCUUCACAAGCUAGAGAAACCUAAGAAGCCUGUGAGUGCAUUUCUGCGCUUUGCGGCAUCCAAGAUGGUGGACCGUGGGGAGGCCCCAGUGACGCAGUAUAUGUCUGGAUGUGCACAGAUGUGGAGGAGAAUGCCUGAAGAUGAUAAACAGGAAUUUAAGAAGGCAUAUGCUGAAGAAAAGGCAGAAUAUGAGAAGAACCUUGCUGCAUGGGAACAGAAAGUUAGUGCAGAAGGUCACCCAGAGCUAGUGCGAGGUUACUCACAACAAUUGAAGAAAGAAAGAAAUGCAGCAAUUAUUGCCAAAAAGCGUGAAAAAAUGGCACUGACUAGAGCAAAAAAACUUGCGAAGGCGGCUGCAGCAAAAGCCAAGAAAAAAGAAAAACUGGCUCAGCAGAGAAUAAGGAAGAAGGAGAAAGCUGCAGCACAAAAGAAAAAGCAACGUAAGAGAGCAGUUACCAGGGUGAAAAAGCUUCAAAAAAUAACUCAAGAUGAACCUUGAAACUUUUUGUCCUCAGUUUGUAGAGCUAACCAAGUUAUCUCAGCCAUGGUCAGAGUAGUCUCACCCAAAGAAAAGACAACUAAAGUGAUAAGUCACACAUCUCGGAGUAUUUUAAGAGAUUGUAAAAAUGUUGUCUCUGCCAAACACUGCCAAUUUUAUUUCUUUUGCAAGAUAAUGCAUUCCUCUCUAGAUCCAUUAUUUCCAAGGAAGAGAUUAGGGAUUGAAGAAACAUGGUUUUGGACAAAAAUAAUUAUUCUGGCAAAUUCUGUCUGCUUUUUUGUCUUCAAAACUUGGCCAUGUAACUCUUUUUGUAUUAAGGAAUGGAUUUGAUUUUAUCUUUAUGUAUACAGGCUUGUCUUUCAUUUUCUGUUUUAUGUAAGUCUUAGUAGAAGUUGUGAGACACCUGUCAUUUAUGUUAUUAUCCAGCAAUGAGUACUUGUAGCUAUAUAACUGCUAGUUCAUCAGCAGUCAAGUUGACCGAGUCAGUGGAAACUUAAAAUUGUCUAUUUUAACUUUAUAUCACAUUGAAUGCCAUCAUCUAUUGUCAGAUAUUACACCUUCGAUUUGUAGAAUAAGUGCAAUUUUUGUUUUUAGGAAACUGGAGAAAUAUCUCAUUGGGGGGUAUUUUAUGCUAUCAAAUUAUCAGUUCAAAUUAAUUGACAGCUUUACCAUUUACAUGCCUUCAAAACGACAUAUCAGUACCAACUUUCAGUAUUAACACGGGGGAGGUAGGGGAGUAGCUGAUGUGUCAAACAGCACAUUGAAAAUCUAAGGGUGCAUUCCCAGAGAUUUAGUUUUAGAUCAACCUAACUCCCUGGGGGUUCAUGCUAAAUUGCAGUCAG
Messenger RNA from Lingula anatina, 1799 nucleotides. RefSeq names its product transcription factor A, mitochondrial. Lineage: Eukaryota; Metazoa; Brachiopoda; Lingulata; Lingulida; Lingulidae. The record is from RefSeq and is a predicted model, not a curated record.